AUGGCGAACCCAGCUGCCACGCAUGCUCCCUCUGGAAUUGGCGCCGCAAGCUUGACGAACGGAGCAGUGAAAUCAGAGGCUCCUGCUACCGGUCUCAGCAAUGGCAUUAGCAACGGCAACGGCAACCAUAAUGGCACCAGUAGCCACAAUGAGCCAAACCUGAACACUGCCACAGCCGCUGCAGUUGCAGCUGCAGUUGCAGCCGCUGGCGGCGAUGUCGAUAACGCGUCAGUCACCCCCCAGCCAAAUUCGGUUCCUGCUUCAUUUGAAACCGCAACUCCAGUUCCAGUCAUAGAGCUCCCUAGAAUCCCGUUCCCUAACUCGAGGCCAGACGUCGAGAUUCUAUUGAACCACUUUGCCAAAUUGGAAAACGCCAAUGCAAAUCCCUAUGAGAAGUUGGCCAUCUUGAACACUUUGAAACUAGUGGAUGAAAAAUACCAGCUCUCCAAAUUGAACGAAAAAGAGAUUAAGGACUCCUGGUCGUCAAAUACUGAGUUGGUGGAUAUAAGCCUCCUUCAGAAUCAACUUCUAGGCCUACAGAUGCUCUCCAAAGACCUGGACCUACCUACCGAGUUAAAUUUGGAGUAUUUCAAAUCGGGCAAUUCCAGUAUAACGAAAGAAAUCAAUGAUGUUUUAUCUCAUGCAGAAGACAAUGGGGGAAAGAAGGAAAUUCAGGAGAAAAAAGCAAGCAAUGCUAUUAUAUCACUACCUCUGGAUGAUUAUGAUGCAAAGGCUGAAAUGUUAGGUAUUAUACCUAACAAACCACUAGUUGAUCCAAGGUUCAAUGUGGUAGGAUCCCCAGAUAUGGAGGAUUCAAUAAAGCUCAAAAUAGACACGAGAAUCAAAGAACUGGAAAAUCUUCCUGCUAAUUUGGGGUCCUACGAUUUCACAAAGUUUGAAAAUGACCUCAAAUAUUCGAACGAUAAAAUACUGGAUAACGUCGAUCAAUUGAAGGUGGAUGCACUGAUCGAAUUGAAAGGUUUGAAACUGCUACCACUACAAAAACAGUUGAGAAAUCAUUUAUUAAUUAAAGCCGCAACAAAUACAAUCUACCAUGAUGAAAAUUUGAACAACUAUUCAAUUUUCAAAACGUGGAAAAGAACUUACUGUGUGCAUCCAAAGCAAAAAGUGGUGCAGACUGCUAAAUUGGCAGAAAAGCUACAGCAGCAACAACAACAGGAAAGAAAGAAGCUGGUUGAAAUUAUACACAAUGAAAACGUCAGGAAGCUGAUCGAAUUUGCAACUAAUUCUCAAAACUUGAUAGCUCAAAAUCAAAUGAGACGCUUUCAUCUGGGUAAAGCUUUACAUCAGUUCCACCAGCAGGCUGAACGUGAUGAAUCUAAGAAGUUUGAAAGAACAGCAAAGCAGAGAUUACAAGCUUUGAAGGCUAACGAUGAAGAAGCAUAUAUAAAGUUAUUGGAUCAAACGAAAGAUAAACGUAUUACACAUUUACUCAAACAAACCAACUCUUUCCUUGAUACUUUGGCUAAUGCCGUUAAAGUUCAGCAAAACGAAAGUAAAGUUUUGACCCAGCUUGAAAAGGGUGAAUUGGCCAAUAAUCCGAACGCACAAAAUGAAGAUGAAAAUCGUGAGAAAAUUGAUUAUUAUGAAGUUGCUCACAAGAUCAAAGAAGGUGUUGAUAAACAACCUGCUAUGCUAGUUGGUGGUACUUUGAAAGAAUACCAAGUGAAAGGUUUGGAAUGGAUGGUCUCGUUAUACAAUAACCACUUAAAUGGUAUAUUGGCGGAUGAGAUGGGUUUGGGUAAAACAAUUCAAUCUAUUGCGCUAAUCACCUACUUGAUCGAAAAGAAAACUGAGACUGGUAAAUUCUUGAUUAUUGUUCCUCUUUCGACGAUAACCAAUUGGACUUUGGAGUUUGAACUAUGGGCUCCUGAUUUAAAAACUAUUGUUUACAAAGGUACUCAGCAACAACGUAAAGAAUUGCAAUAUCAGGUCCGGAGUGGUGAUUUCACUGUCCUCUUGACUACUUAUGAGUACGUCAUCAGAGAUCGUCCGAUCUUGAGUAAGUUCAAAUGGGCUCAUAUGCUGAUUGAUGAAGGUCACAGAUUAAAGAAUACAGGCUCCAAACUUUUCCAAACUUUGACCACAUACUAUCACACAAGAAAUAGGUUGAUUUUAACCGGUACCCCUUUGCAGAAUAACUUACCUGAAUUGUGGGCUCUUCUGAAUUUUAUUUUACCCAAGGUUUUCAACUCUGUUAAAAGUUUCGAUGAAUGGUUCAAUACUCCUUUCGCAAACACCGGUCAUCAAGAGAAGUUAGAAUUAAGUGAAGAAGAGUCUUUGUUGAUCAUUAGAAGAUUGCACAAAGUUUUACGUCCCUUCUUACUUCGUCGUCUGAAAAAAGAUGUUGCCAAAGACUUGCCAGAUAAGGUGGAAAAAGUUAUCAAAUGUAAAUUCUCAUGUUUACAGUCAAGGAUUUAUAAACAAUUGCUAUCUCAUAAUGCACUCUUCAUCGGUACAGGUACCGUAGGUGCAACCAAAGCUGGUCUCAAAGGUUUGAACAAUAAAAUUAUGCAAUUGCGUAAGGCAUGUAAUCACCCAUUUGUCUUCGAAGAAGUCGAAACCGUCGUCAACCCAGACAAAGGUACUACAGAUUUAAUAUGGAGAUCUUCUGGUAAGUUUGAAUUACUAGAUAGAAUAUUACCAAAGCUGAAACGGACAGGACAUCGUGUUUUGAUAUUUUUCCAGAUGACACAAGUUAUGGAUAUCAUGGAAGAUUAUUUGAGGUUCCGGAACCUGAAGUAUAUGAGACUUGAUGGUUCCACAAAGGCCGAUGACAGACAAGAUAUGUUGAAAGAUUUCAAUGCUGAAAACAGUGAAUAUUUUUGCUUCUUGUUGUCCACAAGAGCUGGUGGUUUAGGUUUGAAUUUGCAAACUGCAGAUACUGUUAUUAUUUUCGAUACUGAUUGGAACCCUCAUCAAGAUUUGCAGGCUCAAGAUCGUGCGCAUCGUAUUGGUCAAAAGAACGAAGUCAGAAUCUUGCGUUUAAUCACUUCAGAAUCUGUUGAAGAAGUCAUUCUUGAAAGAGCUCAUCAGAAAUUAGAUAUUGAUGGCAAGGUCAUUCAAGCAGGUAAGUUUGAUAACAAAUCAAGUGCUGAAGAACAAGAAGCAUUCCUCAAGAGAUUGAUUGAGGAAGAGAAGGAUAAGGCUAAUGACGUUGAGGGAGAUAACUACGGUGAUGAAGAGAUCAAUGAAAUUUUAGCUCGUAAUGACAAUGAGAAAAUUGUUUUCGAUGAAAUGGAUGCCGACAGAGCACGGGAGGACAAGAUCAGAGGUACAAACAGAUUAAUGAGUGAUGAUGAAGUGCCUGAAGUGUUUAAAGAGGACAUGAGUGUUCAUCUUGAAGAGAAGGAGGAAAGUAGUGGGCGUAGGAUCAAGAAGAGAGUUGUUUACGACGAUGGUCUUACUGAAGAGCAAUGGCUUCAAGCAAUGGAUAAUGAUGACGAUUCCGUUGAAGCUGCAAUUGCAAGAAAACGCUCGCGUAUUGAAAAGCUUCGUAAAACCAAAGAGAAUAGAAGUGGAAUCUAUGAAGAAGACGUCCCUUCGAGGAAGAGACAAAGACUUUCUAGAGGUUCCACACCUACCAUCAAGGAGAAUGGAAAAAAGGCGACUGCCAUUUCAACUGGAAAACCGGCUCCAGCUGCAUGGGUACAACGGGCUUAUUCAAUGCUUGAUGAACUGGAGAAACUCACUGAUGAAGAUGGCAAUAAUGUUGCUGCCGUCUUCAUGAAACUACCUUCAAGAAAAUUCUAUGCAGAUUAUUACAAAGUUAUCAAGCAUGUUGUUUCGUUGGGUCAAAUGAGGAAACAGCUGGAUUCUAAGAAGUUGUUUACGUGGGAUGACUUCAUUGGUGAGGCCAAACAAAUGAUUACCAAUGCACAUACUUACAAUGAAGAAGGAUCGUGGGUCAUCAAAUGUGCCGAUUUGAUCGAUAAGCGGAUGAAUGAGCUUAUCGCACAGUGGGAAGAAGAAGACGCGGGCGUUGCUAGCACAAGCGCUGAGCCCUAG
Messenger RNA from Pichia membranifaciens NRRL Y-2026, 4029 nucleotides. RefSeq lists its product as hypothetical. The transcript is spliced from 2 exons. NCBI's taxonomy places the organism in Eukaryota, Fungi, Ascomycota, Pichiomycetes, Pichiales, Pichiaceae. The record is from RefSeq and is a predicted model, not a curated record. Bases 1 to 4029 code for a protein of 1342 amino acids. Gene Ontology annotation, cellular component: nucleus. Gene Ontology annotation, biological process: positive regulation of transcription by RNA polymerase II. Gene Ontology annotation, molecular function: DNA binding; ATP-dependent chromatin remodeler activity; ATP binding.